CUUAUUUGUAUUCAGUAUUUGUAUUUCAGUUGUCACUGUCUUGUCGCUAAUUAUAUUGUCUUCUACUGUUGCCUUCUGGUUUCUACUGUACGUACUAAUGUUAUAAUAAUUUUAUAAUGUUACAUCUUAUAUUAUAAUCUGUGAUCUUAAAUUGUCGUUUUGGAAAAAUGAUUAUGAAUACAGAAUUCUGAAUGCAAAAGAUCCAGCAUUCAGCAACUAUUUCAAUAAAUAGUUGGCGUAGUUUUUGUUAAAAAAAGAGAGUGACAAUAAAAACUAUUUAAAAAGUAAUAAAUUUUAUUAUACGAGUUGAAUCAUUUGGAUCUAGUUCAGCAACUGACUAUAGUAUUGCAAUCAUGUACAUUUUGGAAAAUUUCUUCAAAGCAUUGCGAUUGUUUAUCCGGACCCAUGUGGAUCUUGACAUUGACAUUAAAUUGCCAAUGAUAAAACACCACAUUAACGGGCACAUCCGUUUCUAUUCAACUAAAGAUUUACAAAACGUUGUUGAAAAGUUAGUGGAGGACUUGACAAUUGUUGAACGAUGCUCAUGGUCUUCAGAUUAUACAUCAAUAUGGUUAAAAAAAGAAUUAUGGACAUCCACAGUGAUGAAAGAGAUAUUAAUAUCUGGCUGUAAAUAUGGUAGCAAUGAUGAUCACCAAGGCACUGUAGUUUCAGUCAGUUCUGAUGAGUGUAACGAUUCAGUUACAUGCUUACGCAUUGCCCUAUUGAAAGAAGCAAUUCAAAAUAUGGCCAAAACAAAUGGCUAUACGAUAGGAAGUAAUGGACUGCAUUUAUUGGUGUCGAAAAAAAACAAGCCAUGCAACGAUAAUCUUAUAUUGUGUGGUAAUGUUGUUUGUAAUGUGACAGCCAAACAGUAUAAACAGCGAAAACAAGAGGCUAUUACUAAAAUGUCUGCUAAUCGUAUUGAAUCUGAUGAAUAUCCAAUUGAUAUCAUUUCAAAACUAUGCCAUGCAUCAAUUGUCUAUGAAUUAUUAAGUGUCCGUCAUUGUAAAGUUAUUAAUACAGAAUGUGAUACAUCAAAUAAAGACAGUGGUAUUUUCAUAAUGUACAAUUAUUCAAGGCUGUGUCAAGUAUGGAAAGCGUAUGAAAAAGGCGUUAUUGAAAAUCACUAUGAACCUUUACCAGACAUUGGUUCAAUUAACUUUGGAUUGUUGACUAGUAAAGAAGAAUGGAUUUUAAUUCUUAACCAUUUAUCAGUGUUUCCUUUGGUUAUUCAACAAUCUGUUGAACACUUGUUGUCAGCAAAUGUGGAUGUCCAUAGAUUGUGCAAGUUUUUGAUGGAAAUGUCAUCUGCGGUUAGCCUAUUUUAUCAUAGGCAUCAUAUUUUAUCAGACCCGAUUUCAAGUUUAUUACCGCUGAUGUAUGCUCGAUUAUAUUUGGUCAAAUCGUCAAUACAGGUGUAUGAAAAUGUUUUCCAAUUAUUAGGUAUCGAAGCUGUAAGCGAAAUGUGAAUGGUACUUCGAUAAAAUCGUCAUUGAAGCUAAUGCUGCCCAAUUGUCAUGAAAUAAUACUAUAUUGCCAAACUUAACCGUCACGUUAUAAAUUGAUGACUUGUUUAGUCAAUUUUAUUAUGUUACAAAUAAUUAUAAUACAAUAUGAAAUUAUUUCAAAAUGUGUUUA
Messenger RNA from Acyrthosiphon pisum (pea aphid), 1638 nucleotides. Its product is annotated as DALR anticodon-binding domain-containing protein 3. The transcript has 8 exons. The record is from RefSeq and is a predicted model, not a curated record. The coding region runs from base 354 to 1469 and encodes 371 amino acids. Gene Ontology annotation, biological process: tRNA C3-cytosine methylation; arginyl-tRNA aminoacylation. NCBI's taxonomy places the organism in Eukaryota, Metazoa, Arthropoda, Insecta, Hemiptera, Aphididae. Gene Ontology annotation, molecular function: ATP binding; arginine-tRNA ligase activity; tRNA binding.